UUGAAUUUCAUUAAUUUAGUGCCAAAUGCGCCUAUCAUUAAAACCGCAGAAUGUACAGCUGAAAAUAAUUCGGUGACAAUAGUUUGGAAAGCAAAAGAUGACGGUUGUGCUGUAGAUGGUUUUGUGCUCGAAAUUGAUUCUGGUACCGAUGAAGGGUUAUUUAAGGAAGUAUACUGUGGUGUAGAUACAAUAUGUACAAUCGAUGGGUUACAUUUUAAUACAGUAUACAACGCUCGAGUUAAAGCAUUCAAUGCUGCUGGUGAAAGUGAUUACAGUGAUAUUAUUUGCCUUCAAACUGCCACAGUGGCGUGGUUUCAGCUGAGCAAGUCAGCUUCACAAACUGACUUAAAUUUGUCAAAUGAAUGCAUGUCAGUUACAGCAACCACUGUAGAAUACCGUACUUUAUGUGGUUCUAUCGCUUUCUCGCGGGGCAUACAUUACUGGGAAGUAACAAUUGAACGACACGUUGGAAAUGCUGAUAUUGUCGUUGGCGUAGCUCAGAGUGCUUUCAAUCGUCAUAUUAUGCUUGGUAAAGAUUUGCAUGGUUGGUCUAUGUAUAUUGAUGGGGAGAGAUCAUGGUACCUUCACAACGAAAUGCAUCAUAGUCGUAUCACUGGUGGCAUUUGUGCUGGAUCUGUGAUUGGCGUACUACUUGACUGUGACCAUGGUACUCUUGCAUUUUACGUCAAUGAUAAUCGACGUAAUUUUGAAGGACAAUUCCUUGCAUUCAGAAAUAUGCCCCGCGGAUUAUAUUAUCCAGCAUUUAGUGUGAAUUGUGAUUCUUUGGUUACAGUACAUACCGGUUUAGCUGCACCUUCGAGUUCGGGAAGUAGUGAUUGCAGUAACUGA
This is a messenger RNA of Thelazia callipaeda (thelaziosis nematode), 849 nucleotides long. Lineage: Eukaryota; Metazoa; Nematoda; Chromadorea; Rhabditida; Thelaziidae. The record is from the annotation of a GenBank genome assembly.